AUGCUCUGGCGACAAUUCAAAGCAAAUUUCAAUUAUACAAAUCGCAGGGCCUCAACAAAAUUGCUUUUGUACAGCAAUUGUUUCGCAAAUACCCUAAACCGUUUAUUGGGCACACAACUGAUAAACGAUGGCCGGGUGUUGGUCGUUGAGGACGGCAGCGCAAAAACGACCCAGUCACCGCGCUCCAUGAAAUUUCCAAUAGUGUGGCUUCGGGACAAUUGCCAGUGCAGUGAAUGUUUUCACGGCACGACCCAAAGUCGUAAAACCAAUUGGGAGCCUUGCAACAACAUUGCAGCACGUGCAGCCAAAGUAGUUGCCAAUGGUGAAAAGAAUGCAAUAAUCAUAGAUUGGCAAGAUGCCCAUAAAUCCGUAUACGAUUUGCAAUGGCUGCGAAAGCGCGACUUUUCUCCGGAACAGCGUAGCGCAUAUAUUGAAGGUGUCUAUAAGCCAAAGGAAAUCGUUUGGGGCAAACAGGAAUUUGCCGAUGUAUUGAAAAUUUACGAUUUUCAUAAGAUUAUUGCGGAUGAUACAGAACUUUAUAAAUGGCUUCAUUCGUUGGCUGUCUACGGUGUUAAUAUUGUAAAAAAUGCUCCACAUGAUACAACGGUUGUUCAACAACUGGGAAAUCGCAUUGGGCUCAUUAAAAAAACUGCAUAUGGAGAACAAUUUGAAAUAAAAUCGAAAGAAAAUCCCACCAAUUAUGCUUAUCUGAUGGUACCUCUGCCGCUGCAUGUCGAUGUGCCCUAUUAUGAAAAUAUUGCUGGGAUACACAUUUUACAUUGCCUUGUCCAGUCGGCUAAGGGUGGAGAAAAUACCCUAACCGAUGGAUUUUAUGUUGCCGAUCAAUUAAGACAACAUUAUCCUAAAUAUUAUGAGGCGCUGCGUACUACACCUGUUGAUUGGCAUGAUAUUGGCAAGGAAGAAGAUCUAGAAUUUCAUAAUAUUUGGAGAGAACCAGUUAUUAACUUGGACGUUGAUGGUCGUUUUCAUCGUAUUAAUUUCAAUACUAUCAAACGAGAUAGCCAUUUCACGGUACCACUGGAAGCUGUUGAUCUAUGGUAUGAGGCCUAUAAUAAAUUUAUAGAAAUUGCCACUGAAACUGCUGUACAAUUCAAAACAUCUCCGGGUGAGGUGUUUGUUUUCAACAAUAGACGCAUGUUGCAUGGCCGAACGGCUUUUGAGGAUACCGCUGAUAAUAAACGCCAUCUCAUCGGAGCCUAUGUUGAUUGGGAUUAUAUUUAUUCGAAAAUGCGUGUUUUACAAAGAAAAUUGGGUAUUAAUCAGGAAUAA
This is a messenger RNA of Musca vetustissima, 1290 nucleotides long. RefSeq names its product gamma-butyrobetaine dioxygenase-like. The transcript is spliced from 4 exons. Gene Ontology annotation, biological process: carnitine biosynthetic process. The record is from RefSeq and is a predicted model, not a curated record. The coding region runs from base 1 to 1290 and encodes 429 amino acids. Gene Ontology annotation, molecular function: oxidoreductase activity. Lineage: Eukaryota; Metazoa; Arthropoda; Insecta; Diptera; Muscidae. Gene Ontology annotation, cellular component: mitochondrion.